Molecule: messenger RNA, 957 nt
Organism: Spinacia oleracea (spinach)
Lineage: Eukaryota; Viridiplantae; Streptophyta; Magnoliopsida; Caryophyllales; Amaranthaceae
Exons: 2
Coding region: 1-957 (318 amino acids)
Source: RefSeq, a predicted model, not a curated record
AUGGAUAGAAUCAUUAGUUGGAAUGUGAGGGGGAUCAACACCCAGAGGAAGCAAAAUGAGGUGAGAGCUUUUGUUCAAUCUCAUGGUGCUGGGUUAGUUGGUCUUCUUGAGACAAAGGUGCCUUGUGCCAAAAUGGGGACCUUGUAUGUGAACAUGUUCAAUGGUUGGUAUUUCACUACCAAUAGUUGUAAAAGUAAAGGGGGUAGGAUUGUACUAGCUUGGAACCCAAAUUCAUUUACUCUUAAUGUGCAGAUGGUCACUAGUCAAUUGGUUCAUUGCCUAGUGUGCCCAAAGAGUGGUGGUAUGGAGUUUGGUUGUACCUUUGUUUAUGCUUUUAACCAUAGCAAAGAGAGAGAGAGGAACUGUGGAGUGACCUAUGUGGUAUUGGCAGUGGUUUGUCUAAGCCUUGAGGAUGUUAAAGCUGCUGGUCAUUUCUACACUUGGAACAACAAGCAAGAAGGAGAUGCUAGGGUGUUCUCCAAAAUUGAUAGGGCUCUGGGAAAUGACCUAUGGUUUCAGAACUACCCCAAUGCAGAAGCUGAUUUCUUGACUGAGGGUGAGUAUGAUCACUGCCCUAUUGUGCUUGCUGUUUAUCCUAUUGAUAGCAUUGCAAAGAAGCCUUUUAGAUAUUUUUCCAUGUGGAAAUAUGCUGAUGGUUAUACUGAUCUGGUGAAGACCAAUUGGUCAAAGGGAGUUGUUGGCACCAGGAUGUAUCAGGUAGUACAAAAACUUAAAAGAAUGAAGGGAGUGUUUAGGGAGUUAAACAAUACAGGGUUUAAUGAUAUACAUGCUGCUGAUCUGAAAGCUAGACAAGAUUUAGAGAAAUGUCAGAAAGACCUUCACUCUAAUCCUAGUGAUAGUGUGCUUGCUGAUAGAGAGGUGGAAGCUGCAAAAAAAUAUAAGAUCAUGCAUUCUGCUUACAUCUCUUUUCUGAAACAGAAAGCAAAGGAAGCCUAG